UCGAGGAUUUUGGUGAUAAAUAUUUACAAGAUUUUUAUACCUACUUAUUGGACAUUAAUAUGGUGGCGAAUCAGAACCAUCCGUUUGUUUUGUGGGGAGCUUGUUUUUUAUGGUUCAUAUCGAUGUUGUGCAUAAUAUGGUCUCUACUUUUGUUCUUCUUUGUGGGCAAUAUCCUCGUGCAGACCGGAACGGAUUUGGUUAACGCGUUUGUUUUGCUGUCAGGAAUAAUAACGUUGCCCACGAAUGUGCACAUUUUAUAUUCCAUAGCAUAUGGUAUCCGAGUCGAGCUCAAAAGUAAAGUAAUGUGUUGUCCGCUAUGGUUCUGUAUAAUAUGGAUAAUUGUCAUCAACGCCGUUGGCAUUGUAUUGUGUAUAAAAGUAAUACAUUCGUGCGAAGAGAACACAGUAAAUAGUAUUAGUCACGGCAUGAAAUAUUAUAGAAGCGUUCCGAAGUAUAAAAACUUCAUUGACAAUGUUCAAUGGUCAUUACAUUGUUGUGGGCUUAACUCAUAUAGGGAUUGGUUCAAACAUGAGUGGUAUGAUAAAAUUCGAGAUUACGAAUGGGAUCCUUUCACGAAUAGACAAACUGUUAGAAGUUUGAAGGAGGCCACUGAUAGUGUUCCUUUGAGUUGCUGCAAAAGUGGUUCUUGUAUAUCUAAUUUCUUGACCGAGUUGGGGACAUAUUCCAUAAACACUGCGGGAUGUGGUCACAAAAUGUACCACAUCAUCAGGUGUUCGAUGUAUGCGCAUCUCUUUCUGUUCGCCUUGGUGAUUCUAAUAGAGAUUCUAAUGCUUAAAUUCGUUGCUCAGAAAGAAGAUAGCGAUAGUUGUAAGAAACUUAGAAAUAAUGUUCAACGUAUAAUGUCAGUCAAUCACAAUUUUGAAGCAUCCAGCAGUUCGUAUCAAGUUAAUCCAGAAGACAGCGAAGAUUUAGAAUUAUCAAGAGAAUUUGAAAAAGAUUAA
Messenger RNA from Papilio machaon (common yellow swallowtail), 962 nucleotides. RefSeq names its product tetraspanin-6. The transcript has 6 exons. The coding region runs from base 60 to 962 and encodes 300 amino acids. NCBI's taxonomy places the organism in Eukaryota, Metazoa, Arthropoda, Insecta, Lepidoptera, Papilionidae. Gene Ontology annotation, cellular component: membrane. The record is from RefSeq and is a predicted model, not a curated record.